UGGUCUUUCAGGCACUAACUCCAGUUCCGCUCAAGUACACCAAUGCAAAAUACAAGAGGCUUCACCUUACAGAAGCUCAUCUGAUAAGGGGUAGGGUUAAAAAGUCAGCAGGUCCUGGGCAUUUGAAACUGAGUACCCAGAGGAGACUGGAUAUUCUAAAGUCAAACUUCUUGAAUUCCACAAAUUGGCCUCAGUCCCUGGCCUCCGGGGCUUCUGCUCAUGUCUCCCUGGGACCUGGGGGCAGAUGCAGAGUUCAGGCUCCAAAUCCACCUUGGAAGUCUCCUGGCUCAUCACUAGGAACUCCUUCCCCCACCUUCCAGCUGUUUCUGUGAUGCCUUUGAGAAAGACACAGCUUUUCUUCCAGGAAGAAUUCCUCCUGACCCUGUAGUAUCAGGAGGACUUGCCGGUUUCGACUGAAUGGCCCAGCGCUGCGCCACCUGUCACACGUGUAGCAGGAACGUGUGGGAGGUUCUGGAGGGCAAUUCUCAUCCACGGUGUGGUCCUGAGAAGGAAAGGGCAGCCAGGAGUACCUGAGGACUGUCACACAUACCCAUAGAGUGGGGGUUGCGGGGUGUCAGCUUCUGCUUUGUCCCCAGCUUGCCUUCUCUUCCUUCAUCAAUGCCACAUACACAGCAAUAACAGGACAGGAUGGAGUAGCAGGCAGAACCGGGAGUCAGAGGAGUCUGAGAACACUGCCGCCUGCCUCCACACUCUGAGCUAUUCUCGGAGGAGGGGGGACAGGAAGGCUAGGCUGGGCCUCCAGAGGCUGAAAUGGAGAGCGAUGGGGGAGUGAGGGGGUGCGGGAGAAUGGGUGUCAGGACUUUGAGCCCUGGGAUACAAGGCCAGUGCAGUUCUGAAGUGAAUCAGGGAUUUGGAAGCCUCUGGAGGAAGCAUGUAGGCACUUGGGGAAAUACUAAGAAAUGUGCAUUGGAAGAUUGUUCUAGAAGAAAGCUAUACAGUAGCCGGAAUGGGUUCUGGGAGGGGAGCACUGUGUGGCUGUGGGGGUGUUGGCUCAACCAGACCAUCCACAGGCAGACCAUGAAGCCCAACGGAAAAAGCCUUUGCUGGGUGCCAUCUUCCAGCCCUCACUGGAACGGAGCUCUCCUCAAUACCUCUCAGUGGUUUUUGAAUGAAUAACAGGGCGUCUAUAAUGGCUACUGCAGCUCCCCUACCCCUCCUGCAUUCCCUCCCUCUCUCUCCAGCGUCCCCACUAGCAUCCGCACAACCCCAGCAACUGGAACACAUUCCUUGGGCCUUGGAAGGGAGUCCGCUUCUGUUUCCCUCAUCACCUCCCCAUCUCUAACCACUACACGCUCAUCAGGCUACACGCAAGAGGCCGCUCCUGGGGGUUUUCCUGCUUCUGAAAAUUAGAAAAAAGACUUUUAAACAUUCAGGUAAUCCCCAAAAGCUACACGCAGCUGUGUGAUUUUAACCUUAGUGUGUAUUCUGCCUAGUGACUGGUGAGAAAGCAGGCUCAGGGAUACCAUUGGCUGGUUGACACGCAGCUGGCCAGCCCUGGGCUCUAGACCAUUCAAUGACAGUUAGGGACUCUGUGGUCACAGUGGACCGGGUCCCAGGCCCCAGGUCCAGCGUCCGCACACAGAGAGACUAAGGGGUGGCGAAGAAAAGGUUUCUUUCUCCGACAAGUUUUGUUUCCCCAUUGUGAUUAUGAGAUUAGAGAGAAGGACAAUAGGAAAAUCUUCAUUUGAAAGUCGGAGGAGAUAAAAUGCAGUGGAGAAUUCAAGAAGGCCUUGCGUCGCUGCUUCUCCAGGGAGCCCAGUCUUUGGCGCGGAUGGAGGCUGCCGCUGCUUUGCGCUUCUCCGCGCCCCGCUCCCUUCUGUCCUUCAUGUUCGUCAGCGGCUUGGGCCUGCUCUCAGCCCCGUUUACUGUCAUGGGGCCAGCUGACCCUGUCCUGGCCAUGGUGGGAGAAGACACCAUGUUCCGCUGCCACCUGUCCCCCGAGAAGGACGCAGAGCACAUGGAGGUGCGCUGGUUCCGUGCUCAGUUCUCCCCGGCAGUGCUCGUUUAUAAGGGUGGACAGGAGAGGACCGAGGAGCAGAUGGAGGAGUACCGGGGAAGAACCACCUUGGUGAGCGACCACAUCAACACGGGGAGUGUGGUGCUUGUCAUACGCAAUGUCACAGCCCACGACAAUGGCAUCUACCACUGUUACUUCCAAGAAGGCAGAUCCUACGACAAGGCCAUCCUGCGCCUGAUGGUGGCAGGCCUGGGCUCUAAGCCGCUCAUUGAAAUGAAGGGCCAGGAGGAUGGAGGCGUGCGGCUGGAGUGCACGUCCGGAGGGUGGUACCCGGAGCCCCAUGCGGUAUGGAGGGACCCUCACGGCGUGAUCAUGCCGGUGCUGGAAGAGGCUUACACGGUGGACACAGAAGGCCUCUUCAUGGUCACCACCGCUGUGGUCAUCAGGGACUGCUCGGUGAGGAACGUGUCCUGCUCUGUGGUCAACACCCUGCUUGGCCAGGAGAAGGAAACCAUCAUUUUCAUCCCAGAAUCCUUUGCUCCCAGCAUGUUUCCCUGGGCGGUGGGCCUCGUUGUCCUCCUGCCUUCUCUGCUUCUCUUCAUCACCGGGAGCAUCUGUCUCAUCAGGAAACUCCACAGGGGAAAAGAGGUUGAAAAAGAAGAAAAAGAAAUUGCAUGUAAGGAACUGGAGACAGACCAGAUGGAAAAAGAGAAAGAAUGUCAAAUAAGAGAGCAACUUGAAGAAGAACUACGAUGGAGAAGAACCUUGCUACAUGCCGCCGAUGUGGUCCUGGAUCCGGACACCGCUCAUCCUGAGCUCUUCCUGACAGAGGACCGGAGAAGCGUGAGACGAGGCCCCUCCAGGCAGAGUGUCCCCAACAACCCGGAGAGAUUCGACUGCCGGCCUUGCGUGCUGGGCCUGGAGAGCUUCUCCUCGGGGAGGCAUUACUGGGAGGUGGAGGUUGAAAACGUGAUGGUGUGGGCUGUGGGGGUUUGCAGAGGCAGUGUUGAGAGGAAAGGGGAGGCCCUACUGGUCCCCCAGAAUGGCUUCUGGACCCUGGAGAUGUUUGGAAACCAGUACCGGGCCCUUUCUUCCCCCGAGAAGAUUCUCCCCCUAAAAGAGCGUCUUCGCCGGGUGGGCAUCUUUCUGGACUAUGAAGCCGGAGAUAUCUCCUUCUAUAACAUGAGGGACAGAUCACACAUCUACACAUGUCCCCGUUCACCCUUUUCUGGGCCCCUAAGGCCCUUCUUCAGGCUGGGGUCUGAUGACAGCCCCCUCUUCAUCUGCCCAGCCUUCACGGGGGCACGGGGGCUCCUGGUGCCAGAGGGUGGCUUGAUUCUCCACAGGAUGGGGACCCAUCACCGCAGCCACCGUGAAGAGUUUCCUGGCCUCAGAGCCAAGUAGAGAAGCCUUGGGCCGUCUCUGCUACCAGAGCACAGCAUCCCGGAAGGAAAUGGGCCCUCCUUCCCUGUGGACCCAUGGAAGAACUGAGGGGAGGGAAGCCACAGCUGGAGGUCAGGGACUGGGGAAGCAGCCGGGGAGGUGAGAGCCACCAAGGGGUACGAGUGCUUCGAGCCUCACCCUCACAGCCGAGGGGCUCAGCAGCUGAUGGUCCAUUUCCCGCCCUCCCCUGAGCUUUCCAGGCCACACAGCAAAGCUCUCCCGGCCUAGAACUGAGCUGAAGGAUGAAGACACAUCUUGGCCUGGCUCAGGUGUCCUGUCAGUAAACUGGGAGUCAGUACUCCAUUCUGAGUAUGGCCUGAGGUUUAAGGUCCCUACUGAGCAGGUGAGUACUGAACCAGGUAGAUCCCCAGGUUCAGGUUCAAGGGGAAAAGCAGCACUUUCCAACUUUUUGACCUCAGGCUGCCUUUAGACAUUAAAAAUUAUUGAGGGGGGCGCUCUGGUGGAUGAGUCGGUUGAGUGUCCUACGCUUGGUUUUGGCUCAGGUCUUGAUCUCAGGGUUGUGAAAUUGAGCCUUUCAUCCAGCUCCGUGCUCAGAACAGAAUCUGCCUGAGAUUCCCUCUACUUCUCCCGCUGUCCCUCCUCCUACUCCUUGCUGUCUCUCUUGCUAAAUAAAUAAAAUCUUAAAAAA
Messenger RNA from Lutra lutra (Eurasian river otter), 4070 nucleotides. RefSeq names its product butyrophilin subfamily 2 member A2-like. The record is from RefSeq and is a predicted model, not a curated record. NCBI's taxonomy places the organism in Eukaryota, Metazoa, Chordata, Mammalia, Carnivora, Mustelidae. Gene Ontology annotation, cellular component: external side of plasma membrane. The transcript has 11 exons. Gene Ontology annotation, biological process: T cell receptor signaling pathway; regulation of cytokine production. Gene Ontology annotation, molecular function: signaling receptor binding. The coding region runs from base 1727 to 3382 and encodes 551 amino acids.